AUGGCCGUCGCUGAGAAGGCCCGCUUCUAUUUGGAGCGCUCCGUUCCCCAAUUGCGCGAAUGGGAGGAAAAGGAAAUUUUCUCAAAGGAUGAGAUCCGCACAAUCGUCCAGAAGCGCAGCGACUUCGAGCAUCGCAUCCUGGCCCCCCGCUCCAAUCCCGAUGACUUCAGCGCCUACGCGAAAUGGGAGCAGUCCCUCGACACCCUCCGCUCCAAGCGCUGCAAGCGCAUGAAGAUCGGGCACGUCACCUCCCAGCACACGAGCCAGGCCCGCGUCCUCGCCAUCUACGAGCGCGCCGUCAGCAGACAUCCCGGCCGCAAGGAGCUCUGGCUCGAGUACCUCGCCUACACGGCCGACGUCAAGGCCACGAAGCGCUGGCGCCGCACCAUGGCCAGCGCCCUGCGCAUGAUGCCUACCGACGCCGACCUCUGGGUCUUUGCGGGCCGCCGGUCUGCGUCCAACGGCGACAUGGGUGGCGCAAGAGGCUACUUCAUGCGCGGAUGCCGCUUCUGCACGACCGAGGGCACGCUGUGGAUCGAGUACGCGCGGUGCGAGAUGGAGUGGCUGGCCAAGAUGGAGGCCAAGAAGGGAGGCAGCAAGAAGAAGGCCGAGCAGGAGAACCCCCUGGCUGGCGAGAAGAUGGAUGAUGAGGACGAGAUCAAGUCUCGUCCAUGA
Molecule: messenger RNA, 675 nt
Organism: Colletotrichum spaethianum
Lineage: Eukaryota; Fungi; Ascomycota; Sordariomycetes; Glomerellales; Glomerellaceae
Product: U3 small nucleolar RNA-associated protein MPP10
Exons: 3
Coding region: 1-675 (224 amino acids)
Biological process (GO): maturation of SSU-rRNA from tricistronic rRNA transcript (SSU-rRNA, 5.8S rRNA, LSU-rRNA)
Cellular component (GO): Pwp2p-containing subcomplex of 90S preribosome; small-subunit processome
Molecular function (GO): protein binding; snoRNA binding
Source: RefSeq, a predicted model, not a curated record